CCGGGAGCUCCUUCCCCCUGCGGAUGCUUUUGGCUCAUUUUCUGGAAUGACAAGAUGUAGAUGAGUGCAAGUGUCUAAUAUUUCAUGGGCUGCUUUGUCCUUGCGGUAUGGGCUUCAGUGAUACAGCAGCCUGAUCCUCCAUUGUGAAAAGGGGAGUUUAGUCUGAAAAUGUUGCACUGGCAUUCAACGCCGAUGAGAGAGAUGAGGGGUUGAAAAAUGAAACAGGAGUUUUAAACUUUGAGGACUCAUAAUGGAAGUCUCAGAAGGACAGAACUUCAGCUCAGUGGAAGAGGAAACCAGAUACUGGAAAGAGUUGGCUAUGAAAUACAAGCAGUGUGCUGAGAAUACCCAGGAGGAAUUGCGUGAAUUCCAAGAAGGGAGUCGAGAGUAUGAAGCUGAACUGGAGACCCAGCUGCAGCAGACAGAGUCCAGAAAUAGAGACCUUCUGUCAGAAAACAAUCGUCUGCGAAUGGAACUGGAGUCAGUUAAGGAAAAGAUUGAAAUUCAGCAUUCAGAAGGAUACAGGCAAAUCUCUGCACUGCAAGAUGACUUGGCACAGACAAAAGCUAUUAAAGAUCAACUUCAGAAAUAUAUUCGAGAACUUGAGCAAGCAAAUGAUGACUUGGAAAGAGCAAAAAGAGCUACUAUAAUGUCUCUAGAGGAUUUUGAACAGCGUUUAAACCAGGCUAUUGAAAGAAAUGCUUUUCUGGAGAGUGAGCUGGAUGAGAAGGAAAACCUCCUGGAGUCCGUGCAGCGCCUGAAAGAUGAAGCUAGAGAUCUACGUCAAGAGCUUGCAGUGCAGCAGAAACAGGAGAAACCCAAAACACCUAUGCAUACUACCUUGGAAACAGAAAGAACAGACACUGCAGUUCAAGCGUCCUUAUCUGUGCCUUCAACUCCUUCAGUGCACCGGGCACCAAGCGUCAACAUACCCACCCCUAUGACAUUUAGGAGAGGUCUUGAGGACAGUUUUGGUGCAACCCCUCUCACACCUGCUGCAAGAAUAUCUGCACUUAAUAUCGUGGGGGACUUGCUGCGAAAAGUGGGGGCUUUGGAAUCCAAACUUGCAUCUUGCCGGAACUUUGUGUAUGACCAGUCUCCAAACAGGACCACAGUGUCCAUGUACAUGAACAGAGAUGUCCUUGAAACACGCUUGAGUCCGCAUCAGCCCCUGUGUGAUACAGGGUUAGUGAAACGCCUGGAGUUUGGAACACGGCCUCCAAAUAUGUCAGGAACAAUGAGCCAUGCUUCACCCAGUGUUGUCAAGAUGCUGCUGUGAAAAGCCUGUGUGACUGUGGAAAAGGAUUAAAAAUAAUACAUAUUUUAAACUUUACUUUUGAAAGAGAAUAUCAAUGAGUAAUUGUGCAGCAGUUUCAGUGCAGAGAACUGAACAAGAAAAGAAGCUGCAAUUGGCAAUGGCCUCCUGUGGCCUUGCCCACUCUGACUCUCGGCUGAGCUCUGUGGGUGGUGUGAUAAAGCAAUGAUACGUAGCAGUGCAGGACUUAGAAUUGCUUCUUACACAAGUCACUGUAAAUAGCUCUAUGAUAGUUUCUUCUUUUGACACUAUCAUUCAAAGCCGUUGUUGCUCUACCUAAAACAGAGACAGUAUUCCCUGUGGAGCUCUUCAGGCUUUGGAUUUUGAUGUUAAUACAGCACCAUGGGGUUCUGGUUUUAAUUCUGUUGUGCUGGCUUUCUAUCAUGUUUGCAAUGUGCUGCAGUCACCCUAAUUAGAAGAGUGUGCUUCUGUGGAGGAAGGUGUAUUUCUGCAGGGAAGCUGCUCAGCUUUUUGUGGAAUGUUUGCUGGUCAGAAUCUUGUUACACAAAACCCUACCUCUAUAGUGGUUAAAAUGGUUUUGUAAGCAAUGAUUCGCCAUUGAGAACAGACCAUGGUUAAAGGUGAGGGAUGCCUAGUGCUUAGUAGUACUUGGGAGGUACCAGAACUAACAGCAGGGUAGGAGACUUUGAACUGGCUUAGCAUGUAGACACCUUUUUUUACCCAUAUUGUGGCCCAUAGAGCCUGGCUGUGUAGAAGCAAGAGACCUGACUAUGUUGCUGGAUAUAACAUUUUAAUAGGUGGGUUUUACUGCUUCCUAAGGCUCUCUUUAUUAAUGUGCCUUGGGUAUUAGUGUUCUUGUUUUAUUUUUUCUAUGAGAAUAUAUGCUUUCAGCUGUUAUAAUUAGAAGUGUUGUUUGUUUUUUUUUUUUUUUUUUUUAACCUGGGAAGCCCUUCCUGUUAGACAGAUUUAUAUGAGUAGAAAACUAUUUUAAGGUCAUUUUUCCCCCUAUAGAAUAUUAUUGAAUUUCCAUUUGUUUUUUAAAUGGAGUAGGUUCACUCACAGUAUUAAUGUACCUUAGGGAAGCCUGUACUUGCAAAGCUAAUCACGAUUAAACAGUUUUUAUAGGUUUUUUGCUGGGGGGUGUGGGUGGGAAGAGCUUAUUUGACAAAAGAAUUCAUAAAUGGGUUGGGCUUGGUUUAAUUUGUUUUGUAGUUUUGUUUGGUUUUUUUAGUGGGUGGUCUUUGGUUUGUGGGGUUUUGGGUUUUUGUUUUUGUGGUGUGGGGUUUUUUUUUGGGGGGUGUUUUUUCUGUUUGUUUUAUUAUUAUUUUUAUAAAAUUCUGUGGAAACAGUCACUGAUGCAUCUGUUUCUCUGGAAGAGAAAAUAAACACAGAUGAUUCCCAUUAUUCAGACCAUAUACAGAGUUGGCUUAACCUGGGCACUGGCUGUUGCAGAUGGAGGAGUGAUACACUUAGAAGUAGCAAAAUGUUUAAUGAUAUAAACCACUGACUUAAAGUUUUUUAGUAAAUGCAACAGGGAUUUUACAAGAUUCGAUGGUGAUGUGCACUUGAUUGUUUACUGCAUAGAGGACAGGGUCAGGCAACACUGUCAGGCAGACCCUUCUGUUGAGUCAUUAGGUUCAGAAAGGACCCACUUACUUUCUAAACUCCUUCCAGAGAGGCAUCAAGGUGUGGUUAGAUUCAGACUUAGUCUCAGACUUGGUCAGCAGUUUAUAUCCCAAGCCCUCCUGAAUAUGAAGGCAGGCCAAUUGCUUCAUCCUCGCUCAACAUUGUAUGGUUGCUCACACUUAACCAUACUUCACAAGUCUUCAGUUUGUUUUACCUGAAUUUCUGCUAUAUUUCUCUUGUAAAUUUGGCAAUUGCAAGGGAUCCUGGGGAUAGUUCACAUAGUAUGUUGCAGAUGACCACCCCAAGAUCUUACAGUUCUUUUUAAUUUAACAAUUGGCCUGGCUUCAUAUUCAGGAGGGCUUGAGGCACCAAAGGAUAGUCCUCUUCUGGUUCACUUACCACUGAGAUCACCCCAGAUACCACCAUCUCAAUCUUCAGGGGAUACUAUUGAUUUCCUAAUAUGUACCAUAGUAGGGGGGUGUGGGGCCUGUAGAAGCAUUUUCAACUCACUCCCAAAUUCAGGUUUUUAUUGUUACUGUUCUUGCAGCUGCUCCAUUUUUAAAGAUGGCAUUAAUUGAGUCACCAACUCUACAAUUUCCUUCUCUGAGUCUUCUGCUGUCUAUUUGUCCUUUCUUGCCAUAGUUUCUAAGCAAGUACCCAGAAUCCUGCAGUUAACACCUUUUCAUUCUCCAUCUUCUGUGUGGCUCCUAAUGACCUCUACCUGCUUUUCAGUGACUUCUCAAUUAUGCCAGUUGUCAUGAGCCCAGUCCUUUGAGAAUUUGGAUCCACUCAGUUUCACUCCAUGCUCAAUAAAUAAUGGGUGAUGCUACCUGCCAUCCUUCUGGCUAUGCCAGGAGCAGAAUAAAGCUUAUUUGAAUACUGGUUGUUGAGGGUUUGUUUGCAAGUUGUCACUGUGGCUUAUGUCCAGGUUUUUGCUACCAGCUUCUCAUCUGUUUCUGAUCAAUGAAGCUGAAAGAGACAUUGUUUUGCUGAACCAUAUGCAAAGAUUCCUCUACAUCUCUCUUCUCCUAGUUUCCUAUGCUAAAGAACGUAAAUAUUGAAAUAGCUGAAGAUGCCUCUGGGUUUUACAGUGCUUAGUACUAGCAUUGUGCUCUCUUAAAAUCUUGAACCCUGGCUGUUUUAAUGUGGUUUUGUCCUGUCCUCUCACACAGGGAGUUGACACUUCUCUGACACAUGAGGACAGUUGUGCUGACAUAUAGACUACAGCUUGGUGAACUGUGUAGCCUGGAGGGAUCAGUCAAGACAAGUUUCAUUUUCCUUAUCUUGCCAGAAUUUGCAUGUUCAGCGAACAAGUUGGCUUGCACUCAAAUUGAGACACAAUAUUGAGAUAAGGUAGAAAGUUGGAAAAGUGUGGUUGUGUAUUACACAGUAUAGUAUUACAUAUUUUACAGGUGUAUUAUUAAUGUGACUACAGAUAUAAUCAGGCUAGGGGUGAAUACACUAUUGAGAAUUGUCAAGAUAAUUUAGUCCAGAAAAAUCACCUCUCUGAUGUUACAGAGAGGGCACUUUUUGGGGAGGAGGGAAGAACUUGUUUGGCCACUUGCAGAAGAGUGCUUUCUGUGCUGUUACUGAAGAAACCAGCUACCUUUGUCCCAAGCUUUGCAGAAUAAGGAUCAGUUUGUUGAUUCUGCUCCUAGUAUUGGGGCUUAAAUAAAUACGUGAAGUCUGUC
Molecule: messenger RNA, 4593 nt
Organism: Melopsittacus undulatus (budgerigar)
Lineage: Eukaryota; Metazoa; Chordata; Aves; Psittaciformes; Psittaculidae
Gene: NDE1
Product: nudE neurodevelopment protein 1
Exons: 9
Coding region: 251-1279 (342 amino acids)
Biological process (GO): establishment of mitotic spindle orientation; centrosome localization; cell migration
Cellular component (GO): kinetochore; centrosome; kinesin complex
Molecular function (GO): microtubule binding
Source: RefSeq, a predicted model, not a curated record